This is a messenger RNA of Venustampulla echinocandica, 663 nucleotides long. RefSeq lists its product as uncharacterized. Gene Ontology annotation, molecular function: DNA-binding transcription factor activity. Gene Ontology annotation, biological process: regulation of DNA-templated transcription. NCBI's taxonomy places the organism in Eukaryota, Fungi, Ascomycota, Leotiomycetes, Helotiales, Pleuroascaceae. The transcript has 3 exons. Bases 1 to 663 code for a protein of 220 amino acids. The record is from RefSeq and is a predicted model, not a curated record.
AUGGCCACUGAGCCUUCCCAAGAACAGGCGUGGGCAUCGCUAGGAGAUCUGGUUCCGACAUUGUGUGAUGGAAGCUCAAGCGAGUCUUCAGCUAGCUCGCCAUUGAAUUGCAAUGGUGCUGAGAAUCUUUAUGGCGGACCCGGCUACAUGGCAUAUCCAUUCCCAGUUCAAUAUGGAGAGAGCGUGGCGCCAUUCGGGCUCAUACCAGUAGAAUUAAAAAUCGAAAGUCUCUACGACGAUUAUGAUCGGAGACGGAGAAAGAAUGGAGGAGAGAAGACCGUCUCAUCACAUGUACAUUCAGUAGGUGGUCCAACUGGUUCGCGUGGUAGUAGCAUGCUGAUGUUUUCCAGAGACGCCGAGCUCAGAAUCGAGCGGGCAUUCCGAGACAGAAAAGAAAAGCACACGAGAGACCUUGAGCAGCGAAUUGUCGAACUCGAAUGCCGGCACAAAGAUCUUUCGCAAUCAUAUGAGUUGCUCCACGCAGAAUAUAAAAAAGUCAAGGAAGAAUUAGACAAGUCCAGCAACCCCAAACCGGAAGACCUGUCGAGAAACUUCGAAGACCAGAAUUCCGGGGAGCUCCAAGGCGGGGUUUUAGAUCCUCUCCUGUUCGAUAUGUCCGCAUUUUACAUCGCACCUGACGAGCGACAACAUGUGGGAGCAUGA